AUGAAUGAAACUCAAUUAUCGACAACGGGAAACGAGAAAGCUUCAUGCAAAUCAAAAUAUCUAGAUUACUUAAAGCUUAAAAAUAAAAGCGAGUCGAGAAAAAGUUCCGUGAGACCAAGUCCAUGUCAAGCUCAGCUGGAGUUUGGAACCGUGACUUACUGGCAAAAAUGUCAAAACGACUGUGCAUGGAAAAGUGCACAGCAUGUUUAUGUCGACGGAGCCAAGCAGCAAACGACUUACAAACAGUCAAACCGUGAUACAAUUUUACAAGCUAAACCUCGAUGGGAAGCAAAAAACAUUGAAUGUAUACAAACACACACAAAAAACAGGAAUAAAUAUUCACAAAAUGUGACAAAAAUACAAGAAAAGAAAGAAGCGAAUAAUAAAAACGCGAUUUUACAUCACAGUUCAAUGCUGCUAGCUGAUGCUUUUCAACACUACCGUGAGAUGCUAUGA
This is a messenger RNA of Clunio marinus, 456 nucleotides long. Lineage: Eukaryota; Metazoa; Arthropoda; Insecta; Diptera; Chironomidae. The record is from the annotation of a GenBank genome assembly.